CGUACUGGGCUUACAAAAAAGUAAAUUUGUUUAAUCAUUUCAUAUUUUAUGGCGAUUUGCAUAUAAAAAUUAAAUCGCAAUGGAUAAAAAAGAAAACAUUAUAAAUCAUUGAAGAAAUAAUAGUGUUUAUUUCUGGUACACGCUUGUAAAAGGGAAAUUUUACGUAUGCUAUCUAAGCUAUACCGAGAAGCAGUUUGAAUCCCUAAUGAUGGCGGCCUACCAGCAGCGAGCUGUCUCACACACGGGGAAUCGCCCCGUGAGCGACCAGCCGGGACUCUUUACAUUGAUCAGACAGAGGUCAGACUCUCUUCCCGAAGCCCGCCAUCUGCGACAUAUCCGGCGUGAACUCGACCUAGAUUCUGACCUUGACCGCUGUUCCGGUGAUGAGAACGCUUUCCUGCGGACGGAUGAGGCCAAACAGUGGAAGGCGGACCGGGGACCACACAGGAACCGCCAACACCGGUCACCACCUGAAGCACAGGGCACACAGGGGACAGGGCUGCUGCCAGCCCGCGGGGAAGUUGUGGUAAUAUCCACGGAGCCCAUGGGUUCUCCGACCCCCGUCCGUGAUGUAGGUAGCUCUCAGCCGACCGCCCUAACCCACAUUCCUUGGACAAACUGGAGCUGCUGGGACUACAAGCACGCGCUUGAGAUUACCGGGGAGAACCUCGAAGAUUUGCUGGCCUACGAUGACCUGUUCCUUGACUAUUUCAAUGCCUUCCUUGCCCUACCGGUAUUUCCCCAGGCACUCUACUAUAACCGUUUGACUGGAGCGUUUGAGGAGCUGCCAGGGAGCCGGCCAGGGUCGCGGGAGGACAGCCUUCCAUACGGGGUCACAGAUGAGGAGCGAGAUGCUAUGCUUCAGUGGGCCCGCAAGGAGAGACUUCCCCUCUUCCUUAGUACACAACUGUUUCGAGAGUUUAAGCUAUGUAAGCUGUUAUUACGGCCCUUGGAUGACCGGUACUCAGCAAGUCGUGGGUCCAGCCACAAUAUAAGGGGCUACAGUCGACAGUCGGAGAGCUAUAUAUCUAGUCUCAGUAACAGUGCUGACAACAGUGCAAAUGAUGUGGAUGAUGAGGACUUUAACUAUGAAGGACAUUAUAACGCCACACAACUGUUCAAAUACCAACGACCUGGGAGCCGAGCAAUAAGUGUUCCUGCCCCUUUACAUCUGGGAGAAGUAUACCAUGAUGAGGAGGAGCGGGGCAGCACCACAACUCACACCCACACUACAUCAAAAACUGCCUCAUACAAAUACAGGGCCAAACGGGACCGAGAGGAAGACCCAGACCUACGUCUUGAGCUUCAUGACCCGCCUCCCUAUCCACGCGAGUCCACCGUUACAUUUGACCCAGAAACAGCUGAUCCUGAGAGCAAGUCAUUACACAGUCACAGUCGUCGGUCAUCACGGUUGGCAAGGAGGCAACGUCAGGCCAAUGCCCCACAGUCAGAUGCAGAGGCCGCCUUUCUUAGACAUGCAAGAGUGCUGUCUGCGCCAAUCAACUAUGAUGAUUACAUGCGUCACCCAUACCGGGACUUUGACAUGAUGUUCGGUGAGGACGAGCCAGAGCCUGAUGGAAAUGUUUAUGUGGCAUUUGACGACGAGGGUGCGAGUGAGGCUCAGACAGAGACAGACGUGAAGAACCUGGAGGGACGUCUCAAGAUGACCUUCCAGCAGCUCAAGGAACACACACUCGGACAGUUCCAGGGAAUGGAAGAUUUCAAGGUGUUCCUGUCUGGGACAGCGGGCAAGCAGCUGGUCAACUUCUGGCUUGACUGUGAGUAUUUCAAGGACAGCAUGGAGAAGUUUGACGCUGUUGCCAUCGUGGAGGAGAGGAACAGGCUCUUCAGAGAUAUUCAGGACAAGUUCAAGAUCCACUUGACAAAAGAUGCCAAAGAGCAGAUCAGCAAGGCCGCUAGUAACGCGAACCUGAGUCACUCGAUAUUUAUACGCACCCAGUAUGACGUGCUGCGGAGAUUAAGGGCGUACUGGGUUUCCCGGUAUCUUCAUCACAUGGAACGUGAGAAGAGAAUCAGUGAGAGUGCGCCACUGUCGAACAGGUGGAUUGUGGGUGAUGCCUCGUUGAAGGACACAUACUCAUUCUUUCCGUCCAUCAACCUUGUCAGCUCCAUGCCAGUACGACCCGACGAUGUGCUCACAUACACACGCACCAAGAACUGGGAGUCAGUUAGCAAGGGGGGGCGCAGACUUGAUGACCGGGUCACCUCCGCCAAAUAUCGGGCAGCCCCAGUGCCGGCAGCAUACAGUGGAAUUCUAGGGUUUGCGACCAUGCCUAAACCCCGACCCCUCAGGGCGAUAAAGGAGAGGUUUGUAGUUGCCUUGGCAGCUGACAAGAUGGCAGGUGGGCCCUUUGAGAGGUUCCUCGAGGAACAGCCCGACAUGUCGCUGUUGUCAAAACUGUUGUUCUGGCAGGAUGUGACAGAGUACCUGGCCGCGGAGGACCGUUCUGCGGAUCGCAUGCUUCGGAUGUGCAAUGCAUGGUCAAUUUUCAAUAGAUACAUAGCAGAUGACAGCGACUUCAAUAUACUGAUGUCAGUGAGUGACCGCAACACGAUCCACAAUGCUCUCAUGGCUGCUAAUGACCAUGUGGACUCCGUGGUGUUCCAUACUGCCAAGCAACAUGCUGUUGAGCACUUGGAGGAAGCCUGGAUAAGAUUUCUCAAAGAAGACCUUAAAAUAUUCCUUGAUUCACGGACACAGCCUGAAGGUCUCAGUCCCCCGGGAACAGCUGCCAUAGAAAUCGUUCUUACCAACAAUGAGGUUAUCAUCACCCGACCUCGGCCUUGGCAGAAAACGUUUGGUACGACGGAGUCCCAACGACGAUGUAAGGGCGGACUGUCACUGGAGGACAUGGAUGAGGAUCAACGGGCAAUCGUCCGUGCUCAGCGACGUGAGGCACGCAAAGAGAUGGAGCGUGAACGCAGGAAGGCCAUUCGCGCUGCGUACAAAAGGCUCCGGGAUUCCAAGAAAAAACCUGGAGAUUUAGUUAGGUCAGCAGGCACAUCAAACAAGGAGAAAGGUUCCCCCACAGAAGAGCCUAAAGAGGAAAAAAAGGAUGAUGAGAUGGACUAUGAGGAGAGUGGGGAGAAAAAGUCGGCCAGACCCCCACCACCCUUCAAUGAGGUCAUCGCAAACAAGGCGAUCAUGUCAAACUUCAAAAAGCACCUGAUAGAGUCAGAGGAGAAGGAUGUUCUCAGUAGCGUGCAACUCUUUUCUGACAUAGAGACCUUCCUCUCAUACGGCACAAACAAGAAGGAAGCCCAGCGGCGUGAACAACAUGCCAACGUCAUACAGAAGACUUACUUAGAUGCCAAUGGCAAGAAGAAGGUUGAAUUACCUGACAAGAUACGGCACAAACUGCAUGAAAAAGAAAGGCCGAAAACGGCCGUCAUGAAGGAGAUACAACACACUCUGCACGGGAAGAUCGACGAACACUUCAAAUCCUACCUCAUGAAUAAGGCUGAGGAACAGGGGAUGGAGCCUGGUGAACUUGUGAAGCUCUCACAGGCUGAGCUCUCUAUGAGGCUGGGAACCGAUGCCUCCAUGGGCAACUGGAAAAAAUCCAAGGGCAAAGGAAAGGAUGGUGAUAUGGACAGAGAGAACACGCACCCUUCUGUCAGAAUCACAAUAAGUAAACUUGAAAAAAAGUCCCGCCGUGUGCAUUUUGCACGCGAGGGUACUGAAACCUCUGGCUAUACCGAAUCUACAGAUUACACGUACUUGUCGUCACAGGACGAUAGCAGUACAACGACCCCACGGGGUCAGACUGGCAGCUCCCAGAUGAUUGCGCGCCCCAAACGGGCACGCUUUAACACAAAGACUGGCCGAGCGCAGCCCCACAAGGAUGAUCGUGAGGAGUUUUAUCGUGCCCUGAAGGCCUGUGCGUCGGGCACCAUGUCCAUGCAGAUGCUUUACUUCUACAAGUAUCUUGUGAAACACAAUGAGGAGGACAACAUGCCACUCAUCGACAAGGACCUCUUCUUCUAUAUUGAGAUACAGAAGUUCAAGGAGUGCAGUCACCAGUUUUCCGAUGAGGAGCUCCUGAAACGGAAAGUUCAGUCCAUCAUUGAGUGCUUCCUCGAGUCCUACACAUCACCCACACUCCAGGUUGACAUCAACAACGAGCUUCACCAGAAGACCUUGCGAGCGGCCCAGCGUUACGUGCAGAGCAAGGAUGUGUUCUCAAACAUAUUUGACGAGGCCCAGCUGGCAGUGUUUAAGGAGCUGCUGCCUUACUGGGCUGGUUUCCGCAAAUCUUUCUCUCCGCCUGAAGACAACAGCAAGAAACCAGUAACAAAGUACCAGAAAAUGUUGAAGAAGCGCCUGGAGCAGAUUGAGAAUUACGUGAUUCCCCCAAGCGAGUUUCGACUCCCCCAGAUACCGGAGGGCGCCAUCGCAGCGUUUACAUUCUCACUGUCUGACGGAGUCAAAUUGCGGUAUUCAGAACGAGAUGACUUUAGUGAGAUUGGAGAGGAGUUGACGGCAGGGGAAGAACAUCAGAUGCUUCACCACCCAGACGGUAGCGCACGCAGUAGCAAGCUUGAGAUGUCGGCUACCACCGAGAAGGUUCGCAGUCGCCAGGCACUCAACACGAUUGGCGUCUCAACACUCACAGCCAGUAGUGCCAGCGCAGCUUCCUCAAAGAAAGACAACUCUGCUUCAGUUUCUGCAAAGUCCUAACCUCAUUCAGAGAUAUUACAGUGAUUGUAUUUAAAAUAUUGUAGCUUGUUUUAAUUAUGCAUGGUCCUUUUUCUGUGCGUUUUUGGUUUAAGCCAGUUUCAGAAAGAUAAAAAAAAUUGAUUCCAUUAUUCAAUCAUUGGCAAAGAUGUUUAAAUAAAUAUUUUGCUAGAUUUUUUAAUUUGCAACCGAAUUAUUUGCAGAAUAAAACAAUCUACAGUAUAACCUCUCCGCCUCACGCUGCCCAGUUGUUUAUGCUUGAUCAUUAAUGUUGUUUGUUAGAUGUUUAUGUAUAUACACAGUAUUUUUCAUACUUCUGUUUAUACUUCAAACUGCUCUUUAUUUUGUUGCUCAAAAAUUUACUAUUUUUGAAGACUUUAAAAUCUCACAAAGAUGGCUGACCCUGCUUACAUGGUCAUUCUGCGAUGUUGAACGAGUGUUGUUCCAUAGCACAGCUUUUAAGGUAUAAAAAGCAAUUUAUUUCACAGCUGUAAUUAAACUCAAAACAUUUAAAUGUUGUUUUAUGCUGAACUCAAUUUGUACAAAAUAACAUCAGAGUCGACAAUUGUUGAAAUUGUUAGCAUUCCUUUAUUAUAUUCUAUGAAUAAAAUAUUCUCAGAAUGUAAUAUCUGUGAUAAAUAGUUCAAGAUUCCACUGGGAAAUUAGUGAUGGGAUAUUUUUAAAUAAAUCUUUGAUAUUGUUUUUUUAAACUGGUCAGCCAAAUGACUGACCUAAUACUAUUUUUAUAUUCACUCUAAAUCAUUUGUUACAAACAUUUAAAGUUUGAAAAAUUAAAAUACCAAAAAAAAUGAUAUUAUAAUGAAAAUAUAAAACCCUAUAUUGUUUAGAGGGUGCAAAGAUAUUAAAUGCUAUUGUUAUAUAUUGAAUCAUUUACAUUGAAUUUGUUGUUGACUUUAAUAUAGACUGAAAUGCCCUGUGCAUAUGAAGAUAAACUGUUUUACAUGGAUUGUGGUGUAUUUGUGUGUCUGUGAUAUCAAUUCAAAUUGUGGUUUUAAAUAUUCCUAAAUGCCAAUGUGCAAUAUGCACGCACAUCUUUUGUUUUAAACUCAACUUUAUUUAUAGUAUUUAAUAAAUUAAAUU
This is a messenger RNA of Mya arenaria, 5800 nucleotides long. RefSeq lists its product as uncharacterized. Gene Ontology annotation, molecular function: G-protein alpha-subunit binding. Gene Ontology annotation, biological process: regulation of signal transduction. NCBI's taxonomy places the organism in Eukaryota, Metazoa, Mollusca, Bivalvia, Myida, Myidae. The record is from RefSeq and is a predicted model, not a curated record. Bases 206 to 4702 code for a protein of 1498 amino acids. The transcript has 31 exons.